GAGUUCCGAUUCCAGCAGCAGAAGCAGCACCACGCCGCAAGGAACUUCGAUCUGCGCUGCUGUCGAUGGAAUGCGAUGAUGCGAUGCGAUUGUCGCACCCACCCGCCCAUGUACCCACCCGCUCUGCACUGCUCUGGACUGCUCUGCCGUUUUUGCACCACCAGCAUCAACAUCGCCCCGGAUUGGCAAUUCUGGCGUCGCUGACGCCUUCCGCCCUCCAAGUGGGCCAGAUUCCACCCUAUCCCACACGCCUCAUAUGCCUGCCCCUUGGGCUUUUCUGGCUCUUUGGCCCCACUUCACUCGUCCCUAAGCUUUGACAGUUUUAGCCAUGCUUCUGCAGCGAGGCUCUAGCGCCGCCUCACAUGGGACGCUGCACAAAAAGUUCGCUCAGUCUUGCUGUCUUUGAUGUGCCCCAGAAAUGGUGGCCUUAAGUUGGGGGUGCGAUGGAAUGCCACUUUGGCGCCCUGAACCUGGAAUAGUUGACUUGGGAUGGACGAGCAUCUAGAAUUGUUGAAUGACUAGUUGCGAGAGAGUAGGUUUCAUCUUCAACCAUGACGAAUCAGCCAUACUUAUAGUGUGUGCGCUGACCACCCGCAAAGGGGUGCCUCCGGAGGUGUUGUGUGUGCACUCAGUUGCCAGGUUGCUUGAGCGGGUGGAAAGUAGUGAGAAUUGUGGGGUGAAUCAACUUUGUGGCGAUGGGGGUUGAUGGAAGUGAUGGUGGAUAUCCUUUGGAGUGCAUCAACAUGGCCUCGCCCGACAAACACGAAACUGCAGCUCGAGUUCGGGAGGCGUGUGUGACCUCUGGAUUCUUCUAUCUCGUGAACCACGGCGUAGACUCGGCAUUGCUCGAUGAAGUCUUUGUACAGAGCAAGAAAUUCUUCGCUCUUCCAUUGGAGGAGAAAAUGAAAGUUAUUCACGACAAGAACCAUCGCGGUUACACGCCCUUUGAGGAGGAAGUGCUGGACCCUGGUACUCAAUCCAGAGGUGAUUCGAAAGAGGGAUACUACAUAGGGUUUUCAGUUCCAGAGAGUGAUCCUCGCUCCAAGAAACCUAUGCAUGGGCCGAAUCAGUACCCCUCUCCAGAUUUGUUACCGGGGUGGGAGGAGACCAUGACCCUUUAUCAUAGUGAGCUCGUUAAACUUUCGAAAAGGGUGUCUCGGUUGCUUGCAUUAGCACUGGACCUGGAGGAAACGUUUUUUGACAAGCCGGGCAUCACUGAUGAUCCUGUAGCUACUCUACGACUUCUUCAUUAUUCUGCGGAGAAAUCGAAUGUUGAACUUGGAAUAUUUGGCACUGGUGCUCACUCUGAUUAUGGCUUGUUGACUCUUCUUGCGACGGACGACGUGCCUGGUCUGCAGAUUUGUAAGUAUAAAGAUGCCCAGCCUCAGGUUUGGGAGGACGUUCCACCAAUGAAAGGAGCUUACAUUGUGAAUCUGGGCGACAUGCUUGAGCGGUGGAGCAACGGUCUCUUCCGAUCGACUCUUCAUCGAGUCGUAAGCCGGGGAAUUGAAAGAUACUCGAUACCUUUCUUCUUUGAACCCAAUUUUGACUGUUUGGUCGAGUGUCUGCCAACGUGCUGUUCAGAGGAUAACCCUCCUAGAUAUCCACCCUUGACGGUUGGUGAGCAUCUUGUGAACAAGUACAAAGAGACGCACAAAGGGUUUGUGUCCGAUCAGAAGAGCUUGAAUUAUAGUCUAUUUGAAGGACAAUAAUGAAUGACAUACGGUGUGAAGUUCAUUGACCUGUUUCAUUACGAAACUGGUGCUACCUGGACGUUAGUGAAUGGCUAUGUUAGUAAUGAUGCCUCUAAUCCCUUAACAGGUUUCAGAAGUCAAGUAGCGAAGCAGUCCCUGUUCCACCCAUUUCCAUAAUCUGUCCCUGCGUGGGUUUCAGCAGCCCUUGUCCUCUACAUUGUUGGUAUCUGACCUGCCCAUUUUUACAAAUUUGUAAAAUAAUAUAAUUACUCUUGAAAAGCCCUUGCUAAGGGAUAUUUAAUGAUUUA
Physcomitrium patens is the source of this 2002-nucleotide messenger RNA. Its product is annotated as azadirone synthase LFS. NCBI's taxonomy places the organism in Eukaryota, Viridiplantae, Streptophyta, Bryopsida, Funariales, Funariaceae. The record is from RefSeq and is a predicted model, not a curated record.